AUGCAGUACCAAAUCCUCCUUGUAGCGUCUCUGGCUGCUCUCGGCCAUGCGCAGACCAUUGUCACCUCGAGUGCGUCCUCGGUCGCAGCCUCAACCACCGAGUCGCAGGUCAUGCCUCCCGUCGCCACUGCGGCCUUCAACCCUGCUGGCAUUGAUUCUACGACUGCCUUUAACUGGUGCCAUGCCCAGCUGAACACUUGCCCCCAGAUUUGUGGUGGUGCUGCUUCGCAAAACCAGUGUGAUCAGAACAGCUUCACUUACACCUGCGUUUGCGCCAACGGCACCGUACCUGAUUGCACUGCCUUCAUCGAGACUCUUCCGUUCUACAUCUGUCAAGAAACCUACAUCCAGUGCGUCGACAACCACCCCAAUGAUGCCCAAGGACAGGCAACGUGCAGCGCGAAUGAGCAAUGUGGGACCCGUAAUGCGACUGCCGAAGCCAUUGCCCAGACGUCUGCUGCCUCUGCUCCUUCGGCAUCCUCCACCUCUGCUCCUGCGUCGUCGCAAUCCGCUUCCGCUGCCGGGUCUGGCACCAGCUCUGCUUCCGCCACCGGAUCCAGUGCCUCUGCUACCGGUGGUGCUGCGAUUGCCCUCCCUCAGCAGGUGGCCACUGGUGCCUUUGCCGCUGUUCUAAUCGCCGUCUUCAAGCUAUUGGUCUAG
Molecule: messenger RNA, 660 nt
Organism: Cladophialophora psammophila CBS 110553
Lineage: Eukaryota; Fungi; Ascomycota; Eurotiomycetes; Chaetothyriales; Herpotrichiellaceae
Exons: 3
Coding region: 1-660 (219 amino acids)
Source: RefSeq, a predicted model, not a curated record